AUGGCUUCUCUGUUUCACUGUCCUGCAACUCGAUUAGGAGAUUCUUCUGCCUUCUUUCUUCCCACCCGUAGUACCCGUUUCAUAAAGAUUCAUACCCAUAAGCCUCCACUUCGUUGCUCUUUGGAUUCUAAUGUUUCCGACAUGAGUAUCAAUGCGCCAAAAGGACUGUUUCCUCCUGAGCCUGAACAUUAUCGAGGACCGAAGCUGAAAGUUGCUAUCAUUGGAGCUGGGCUUGCAGGCAUGUCAACUGCAGUGGAACUUUUGGAUCAAGGCCAUGAGGUGGAUAUAUAUGAGUCGAGAUCUUUUAUUGGUGGCAAAGUUGGUUCUUUUGUUGAUAAACGUGGCAAUCACAUUGAAAUGGGAUUGCAUGUUUUCUUUGGUUGCUACAACAAUCUUUUCCGACUAAUGAAAAAGGUGGGUGCCGAUAACAAUCUACUUGUGAAGGAUCACACUCACACUUUUGUAAACAAAGGGGGUCAAAUUGGAGAACUAGAUUUUCGGUUCCCGGUUGGGGCUCCAUUACACGGGAUAAGAGCAUUUUUAACCACAAAUCAGCUUAACACUUAUGAUAAGGCUAGAAAUGCUGUGGCUCUUGCACUGAGUCCAGUUGUCCGAGCUCUUGUUGAUCCAGACGGGGCAUUGAGGGAUAUAAGGAAUUUGGAUAGUAUUAGCUUUUCAGACUGGUUUAUGUCUAAGGGUGGCACGCGGACGAGUAUUCAAAAAAUGUGGGAUCCAGUUGCCUAUGCCCUUGGGUUUAUUGACUGUGAUAAUAUCAGCGCCCGAUGCAUGCUCACCAUAUUUGCAUUGUUUGCCACAAAGACCGAGGCUUCCCUUUUGCGGAUGCUGAAGGGUUCACCAGAUGUUUAUUUGAGCGGACCUAUCCAGAAGUACAUCACAGAUAGAGGGGGAAGGUUCCAUCUUAGGUGGGGAUGCAGAGAAAUACUAUAUGAUAAAUCUGCUGAUGGGAGCACUUAUGUUACAGGACUUUCCAUGUCAAAGGCUACUGAAAAGAAAAUUGUGGAAGCUGAUGCGUAUGUUGCUGCCUGUGAUGUCCCUGGAAUUAAAAGAUUAAUCCCACCAGAGUGGAGAGAAAAGGAGUUGUUCAAUAACAUAUACGAACUUGUUGGAGUUCCUGUGGUCACAGUGCAACUCAGAUACAAUGGUUGGGUUACAGAAUUGCAGGAUCUAGAACUGUCAAGGCAACUGAGAAAAGCUACUGGAUUAGAUAACCUUCUCUAUACUCCCGAUGCAGAUUUUUCUUGCUUUGCAGACCUUGCACUUGCAUCUCCUGAAGACUAUUACAUUGAGGGACAAGGAUCGUUGCUCCAAUGUGUUCUGACGCCAGGAGAUCCAUACAUGCCCUUGCCAAAUGAAGAAAUUAUUUCAAGAGUAGCAAAACAGGUCACAUCACUGUUCCCAUCAUCUCAAGGUUUAGAAGUGACUUGGUCAUCUGUUGUUAAAAUUGGCCAAUCUCUGUACCGUGAGGGACCUGGCAAAGAUCCAUUUAGACCUGACCAAAAGACACCAGUGAAGAAUUUCUUUCUUUCGGGCUCUUACACAAAACAGGAUUACAUAGACAGCAUGGAAGGCGCAACCUUAUCAGGCAGGCAAACCUCAGCUUAUAUCUGUGAUGCAGGGGAAGAAUUGGUGGCAUUGAAGAAGGAGCUUGUUACACAGUCUAAAGACGACAUUAAAUUUACAAACACUAAAGAUGAAUUGAGUUUAGUAUGA
Messenger RNA from Lathyrus sativus (Indian pea), 1731 nucleotides. Lineage: Eukaryota; Viridiplantae; Streptophyta; Magnoliopsida; Fabales; Fabaceae. The record is from the annotation of a GenBank genome assembly.